Molecule: messenger RNA, 309 nt
Organism: Ostertagia ostertagi
Lineage: Eukaryota; Metazoa; Nematoda; Chromadorea; Rhabditida; Trichostrongylidae
Source: the annotation of a GenBank genome assembly
AUGAAAGAAACCUUGAAGCCGACAUCAAAAAUCUCAAGCCGCCUGCAAAUUCGCCAAAAGGGACGAGUUAAGGCAAUUACAAGCUCGUCAACUGAACCAAGUUCAGGCUGGACGGCUGCUGUAUAUUCAGACCACAAGAGUUGUAGCGAGAUUGGAAGGUCCAUACUCUUGCGAGGUGGUAAUGCUGUUGAUGCGGCCAUUUCGGCAUUCUUUUGUUUGUCAGCCUGCGCUUCCUCAUCGAGGUGGACUCGGUGGAGGACUUAUGGCUACGAUCUACAAUGCAUCUACUUGCACCACUCUGAAUUCGAG